UUUAACGGUAAAUGAAAUGUUACAUUGGAAUCCUGGAAACGGCACACAGCCCAACUUUUGAAGCGUACAGCGACCCGGAUGCAGUUACGCAGACGGGAUGGAUCGAGGCCCAGAACUCGAGUUGCUGUGAGAUCGAGCGAUUUACAGGCAGGGCGAGUACGGGAACAACUGGCGUGGUUUAGCUUACUGUUUACAAACAUUUAGGCGGACUUCUACCUUCUACUGCACAAAGUAUGAGGCACAAAGGAUAUUCCGGGAGCGACUGCAAACUUUGAAUUGGCUUCUGGAGAGUAAAAUUAGUCCUUUUGGGAAGUUCUGUGAUUGUUUUUUGGCGCUCUGAAACGGGGCUGGAGAGAGAAGAGACGGGAGUUUGGUCCCCACUCCUUUUCCGAGGAGAAGGGAUUUCGCUCACGAAAAGUACAUAAAACAAGGGGUCCUGUGCACUCUUUCCACAGGAAUUGUACUUCCAUCCUUAAACAUCUUUCCUCCAGUGUGAUGGUGUGGUGAAUCAUGGCUGUGGUACAGGCACUGGGGAGGGCAGCAGGAACACUGAUGGCUGGAUCCAGAGAUCAAAUGGUCUUCUAAAGAAGUCAUGGGUAGCUGCUGUAGCUGUCCAGACAAAGACUCGAUCCCCGAUAACCAUCAGAGCAAAUUCAAGGUGAUUAAUGUGGAUGACGAUGGGAAUGAGCUGGGCUCAGGCGUGAUGGAGCUGACGGAGGAGGAGCUGAUUCUGCACACGCGCAAGCGUCACGCCGUCAGGUGGCCCUACCUGUGCCUGCGUCGCUAUGGAUACGACUCCAACCUCUUCUCCUUCGAGAGCGGCCGCCGCUGCCAGACAGGCCAGGGGAUCUUUGCCUUUAAGUGUGCUCGGGCGGAGGAGCUGUUCAACAUGCUGCAGGACCUCAUGCACAGCAACAGCAUCAGCGUGGUGGAGGAGCCGGUGCUGGAGCCAGCCCACCAGGGGGCGCCAGAGAGCCACAUACCCCUCACCCCACGAACACCAACGACUCCAGGCUAUGCGGUCCCCUCCUUGGCGAACGGUAUCCCGCGGUACCCGUCUUUUGGGGACGCCCCCUCCCGGCCCUCCAGCAGACACCCCUCCUCUGGGAGCGCCCGGCUGCCCUCGGUGGGGGAGGGGUCCACACACCCCCUCCUGGCCCCGGACCAGCUGGUGCACACCUACGUGAACACAGCGGGGAUGCAGGACGAGAGGCGGAGCCGGAACAGUGCCCCGCCCCCACUGGAGCUGCGUGGGGCGGAGCCUGAGCGGGAGGGGGCGGAGCCUGCGGAGGCGGAACCUCAGGUGCUGCUGGACCCUGCGGGGGUGCGGUUUGUCCUGGGCCCCACCCCCGUGCAGAGGCAACUGGCCAAGGAGAGGCAGGAGGUGUGGCCUGUAGAACUAGGGGCGGGGCCUGCAGAGCAGGGGGGCGGGGCCGGGGAGCCUCCCGCUGUUUCGCCGGCCGGUGGGCGGAGCCUGGACGGGGUCGCGGGCGACGGGGACACGGGCUACGACAGCGACGAACGCAAGGAGGCGGGGCCGGGCGCCAAGCUGGCCUACGAGCACCUGAACGGCUCCGGCCCCGCCCCCUCCUCCCGCCGCCCGCGGCCCCCGCCCCCUCCCACGCCCGAGGCCCCGCCCCCCAACGCCAACAACUCGGCCCAGCGGCGGACCGCCCUGCUGAACUACGAGAACCUGCCGGCCCUGGAGCCCGUGUGGGAGACACGGAGGCACAGCGCGGAGGAGGAGGAGCCCCGCUCCCCGUCCGUCAACGGGCACUGCUACAUGAACACGGAGGGCGUGACCGUGCCCCACAGCGCCCCCUACCGGCGGCCCGAUGCCGCCACGCCCACCGUCUUCAACUUCGACUUCCGGCGCGCGGGCGGGGAGCUGAACUACAUCGAGGUGGAGAUGGAGCGGGAGCGCGGGUCGGACUGCAGCACCCCCCACACCCCCAAAACCCCCACCACGCCCCUGCCCCACACGCCCACGCGCAGGACAGAGCUGUACGCCGUCAUCGACAUCCAGCGCACCAACGCCAUGUCCAGCCUGCAGAACGCCCUGCCCCGCGACGACGGGACGUCCAGGAAGACCCGCCACAACAGCACCGACCUGCCCAUGUGACCCGCACCAUGUGACCCGCACCAUGUGACCCGCACCAUGUGACCCGCACCAUGUGACCCCGCACGCGCUCAAACCACGCACCUGCCCAUGUGACCCGCACCGUGUGACCCCCGCACCAUGUGACCCCCGCACCAUGUGACCCCCGCACCAUGUGACCCCCGCACCAUGUGACCCCGCACCAUGUGACCCGGCACACGCUCAAACCACACACCUGCCUAUGUGACCCCGCACCAUGUGACCCCCGCACACACUCUCACUGCACCUCCUCUUAAACCCUUGUGGAAGAUGGAAGGCGUUCUUUCCAAAUGUACAAAAUAAAUAGAGGAAACGGAAGGACAUAAUUGCGGUGAAGGCAGUUAAAGCAGACCCCGCCCUCACCCUGCAGCACUGUGUUAUCACCACGGUAACCUGCUGCCCUGUCCUGCCCCCUCAGCUCCCCUGGUGCCUGUGCUAUGUCAGUGACGAGGUCUCAGCUCAUUCCCCACGGUACGACUGCUAACGCUAAGGUCUCUGCUAACGUCACCGCUAAUGCUAAGGUCACUGGUAACAGUCACCAUUAACGAUACGGUUACCGCUAACGGUCACUGCUAACGUCACAGCUAAUGCUAAGGUCACUGGUAAAGGUCACCAUUAACGAUACGGUUACCGCUAACGGUCACUGCUAACGUUACCGCUAAUGCUAAAGGUCACUGGUAACGGUCACCAUUAACGAUACGGUUACCGCUAACGGUCACUGCUAACGUCACAGCUAACGUCACAGCUAAUGCUAAGGUCACUGGUAACGGUCACCAUUAACGAUACGGUUACCGCUAACGGUCACUGCUAACGUCACCGCUAAUGCUAAAGGUCACUGGUAAAGGUCACCAUUAACGAUACGGUUACCGCUAACGGUCACUGCUAACGUUACCGCUAAUGCUAAAGGUCACUGGUAACGGUCACCAUUAACGAUACGGUUACCGCUAACGGUCACUGCUAAUGUCACCGCUGAUGCUAUGGUCACUGCUAACGGACACUGCUAAUGCUUCGGUCACUGCUCACGGUUACUGCCAAUGCUACGGUCACCGCUAACACUAGUCUCCUCAAAACCAUGCACUACGGUACGCCUCUUGCGCUCAAGUGUCUGAAGAAUAUGGGCACACUUUGUGUCACCUAAAGGCCUAAUUGUUUUCAUGUUUUUUGGUGUAUUUUUUUUAGUUUUGUCCUGGUUGCAUUUAAGGUGGCCUCUGGUGCCAUCUUGCCUUGCCUGUCGCAUGCAGGUGGGCGUAAGAUCCUUGGGUAACACUAAGAUGCGAUAUCUGCACAGAUAACUCACAGAGUACGACACCGCCUCAGAGAAGGCAAUAUGGACCAGCGGUUAGCUGUGUUUUUCAUCACGCGAGAAACACGCCCUUCCCCGUUUCAGUGCGUCUCUUGCUGAAGACACAUCACUGAAGACCUGAAGACACGCCGUGAAAUUAACAGGAUUACGUGUCGUGUGUCCUGAAGAAGCGGCCAAUGAGUGUCAUUUAAAAUAUUGACAAAUAUUCACGUGUAACGGAGAAUACUGCUGCCCCGUGUUGCCUUCAGUGAGGCACAGCUUAACCACACAGGCAUGGCUUGUGUGGCUGAAGUGUUAAAAGGGUCAACAGACCUUUUGCUCAAAUACAGACCCCCGUGCUGUCUCCUCCAGUAAUUAAUAUAACGCUGAAGCUGUUUACUCCACGGCCAGGAACCUCCUCAAGUCCCGGUCAUCGGUCACUCUUUCAGCGCCCUGUUGUAAAAUGUAUUAUAUAUUCUAACUUUACGUACAUUAAAGAUGCUUAAAUAGAGGAAUUGUAUAAAAGUAGAUGAAUAGAUGUUUAUGGAAGCAGGAAAAUGGUAGAAUGUCCCUGCCCUGCCUGUUGUCCUUCCCCAGAGCCCCAGAGCCCCAGAGCCCCAGAGCCCCAGAGCCCCAGAGCCCCAGAGCCCCAGAGCCCCAGAGCCCCAGAGCCCCAGAGCCCCAGAGCCCCAGAGCAGGGCAGUCUGCAGGCGUCCCUCAGGCUGUGGGCCUUCACUGCCUGGCCGCUGGCUACUCUUACCAUGUUACAUUUUUAUUGAAAUCUAUUUUAAUAUUUGAAUUUUUCACCUAUGGAUAUUAGUUUUGCCAAAAUGUUUGCAUUUUUUUAAAAAUGGGGAGGCGGGGGGGAAGCAUAAUGUUGUAUUUUGUGAUAUCUACAUAUUUGUGAUAUACAAACCAUGCCAACACCUUAUUUCUUGUAGCAUGGCAAAAUAAAAA
This is a messenger RNA of Conger conger (European conger), 4376 nucleotides long. RefSeq names its product fibroblast growth factor receptor substrate 2-like. Gene Ontology annotation, biological process: cell surface receptor protein tyrosine kinase signaling pathway. Gene Ontology annotation, cellular component: cytoplasm; cell-cell junction. NCBI's taxonomy places the organism in Eukaryota, Metazoa, Chordata, Actinopteri, Anguilliformes, Congridae. Bases 593 to 2122 code for a protein of 509 amino acids. The transcript has 7 exons. The record is from RefSeq and is a predicted model, not a curated record.